GUAGAGAAGAGUAGAUAGAAAUGGAGAUGAGAUUAGAAACGGACGCUGCCAGAUAAUUUUGCUGCAGAUGAUGAGAUAUUUAGCCUAUGAAAAUAAAAAUAAAAAGGAGUGAAAGAGGUCGGUAGCUGAUAAAAAAAGUUUUUUUUUUUUUUUUUCACUCUAUCCGAUGGCGUAUAUUUCUGGAGCUUUCCAACCCAACUACCUUUUUGUUCACCUUCCUAGCCCAAAAAAUCUUUUUCCCAUUUGCAUUUCUUCUUCAAGUCUGUCUUCCUUUGGGUUCUUUUCUUGGUUUCUUUUCUCUCUCGACUCUUCUUCAUUCUCUGCCUUCGGUACUGGUUUCCUUUGGUAAAUUGGUAGGUUUUAGUUUUUGAGUGAAAAUUCACAAAUGGCUAUGACUGUGGCUUCCUUGGCUGUUGGGACUCACCUCAGUGAUAAUAAUAGUAUUAUGAAAGCCUCUGAGAGUCGCGGGUCAAUGGGGACUUUGAUCAGGAGCUCCUUUGGGUUUGCCACCAAACCUUUCUCCAUUCUGCAUAAGAGACAAAGGUUAUCUUCAGUGGCUACAAUCACUCCACGAGCAUCAUCGGCUACUGCUGUGGAGGAUCCAAGUCACAGUGAAGCUGAUAUCAUUCCAACUCCUGUAGUUAUUAUCGACCAAGACUCCGAUCCAAGUGCAACUAUUGUGGAGAUAACUUUUGGGGAUAGGCUUGGAGCACUUCUUGAUACUAUAAAUGCGCUUAAAAAUCUUGGACUCAAUGUUGUAAAGGCAAAUGUCUUUUUGGAUUCUUCUGGAAAGCACAACAAGUUUGCCAUCACUAAAGCAGAUACUGGUAGAAAAGUAGAAGAUCCAGAAUUACUCGAGGCAAUUCGGCUGACAAUUAUAAACAAUAUGAUUCAGUAUCACCCGGAAUCAAGCGCCCAAUUAGCAAUGGGAGUAGCCUUUGGAGUAGUGCCACCUCAACAACAGGUUGAUGUGGAUGUAGCAACACAUAUAAGCAUCUAUGAUGAUGGCCCUGACAGGAGUUUGCUCUAUGUGGAGACAGCUGAUCGCCCCGGAUUAUUGGUGGAUCUCGUGAAGAUCAUCACUGACAUCAAUAUUGACGUUAAAUCAGGAGAAUUUGACACAGAGGGGUUAUUGGCCAAGGCAAAGUUUCAUGUAAGCUACAGGGAUAAAGCCAUUAUCAAGCCUCUCCAGCAGGUUCUUGGUAAUAGCUUGCGAUAUUUUUUGAGGCGACCAACAACCGAAGAGGCGAGUUUUUGAUUCUCAUAGAAGACCAAAUUCAGGACAAUGUAUUCAAAGGAUUUCGGCAUUGUCAAGGAACAACCUCUAUUUAAGAUUCAGAGAAACAUGUUGGGGAUAAUCUUUAGACAAUAUUGAUACGUCAACUGCUUUCAAAUCCACUUUUAAGAUGCUGUAAUCUUUUAGCCAAGAUAGAUAUGUCAAAUUCUUUGGACGGAAAAUAAAAAUAAAAAAUGCCUUGGAUGAA
Juglans regia (Persian walnut) is the source of this 1484-nucleotide messenger RNA. Its product is annotated as ACT domain-containing protein ACR11. NCBI's taxonomy places the organism in Eukaryota, Viridiplantae, Streptophyta, Magnoliopsida, Fagales, Juglandaceae. The coding region runs from base 386 to 1258 and encodes 290 amino acids. The transcript has 10 exons. Gene Ontology annotation, cellular component: chloroplast stroma; chloroplast thylakoid membrane. The record is from RefSeq and is a predicted model, not a curated record.